Messenger RNA from Sabethes cyaneus, 1824 nucleotides. Its product is annotated as ATP-binding cassette sub-family G member 4-like. Lineage: Eukaryota; Metazoa; Arthropoda; Insecta; Diptera; Culicidae. Gene Ontology annotation, molecular function: ATP binding; ABC-type transporter activity; ATP hydrolysis activity. The transcript has 6 exons. Gene Ontology annotation, cellular component: plasma membrane. The coding region runs from base 1 to 1824 and encodes 607 amino acids. The record is from RefSeq and is a predicted model, not a curated record.
AUGGCUGUGACGACGGCCGAACUUGUCCAGCUGGAAGAGGGUUCAAUGGAAGAGCAGAAAAUGCUUUUCCGCAUGGCUUUGGAGUUUACCAACAUUAGCUACCGGGGAGAGUUGAAAGAUGAUAAACGUAAAACAAUUCUGGAUAAUGUGUCCGGUCGCUUCUUACCUGGCCGUUUGACGGCUAUUCUUGGACCUUCAGGAGCUGGCAAAUCGUCACUACUAAAUAUUCUCUCGGGGUUUAAAAAACAUGGUGUGAUUGGCUCCGUCAUGGUGAAUGGAGAAUCGCUGAGUGACGAAGCGUUUCACAAUAAGUGCGUUUACAUCCCGCAGGAUAUCGAUUUGUUCGAAUACCUGACGGUUGUGGAGAUUCUGAACUAUGCUGCUGAGUUAAAAAUGAGUAGUUCCAGUUCGGAAAUGGUUCGCAAGAAGAAAGUGAACGACAUUGUGAAUGUUCUUGGACUGCGUCGUAGUAUGGUAACUCUGGUGAAACAUCUCUCCGGUGGAGAGCGAAAGCGCCUUUCGAUCGGUAUGGAACUGAUCACGAAUCCACCGAUCAUCUUGCUGGAUGAACCCACCAGCGGACUGGAUAGUGUUUCCGCACUGCAACUGGUAAGCUACAUCAAAUCGCUAGCCGCCGAGGGACGAACGAUCAUCAGCGUAAUUCAUCAGCCGGCGUCGAACCUGUUUCAACUGUUCGAUGACUUGUUUCUACUAUCGGCUGGCAAGUGCAUCUACAGUGGACCGAUCAGUGCGAUGGUUAGCAGUUUCGCAGAGGCUGGCUUUAAUUGUCCGAGGUACUACAACCGGGCGGAUUUCGCUCUUGAGGUGGCAUCGACUUCGAAUUCGGCCGGUAUUGAUUUGCUCGUUCUAAAAUACAACAACUCCGACACCCGGAGAUCCAUCGGAGAGAAUUUCAACGGAAGAAACAAUAUCGGUACGCCCUACAGAAACACCUGCCUAACUGUCAAAUCUCGCCGAAAAUAUCCUGUUUCUCAGUGGAAACAAUUCACCGUACUGUUGCGACGAUCACUGCGUUCGACUUCCCGAGAUUUCUUUUUCGCCCAACUGCGUGUCAUCGCUCACAUCAUCGUGGGUUUCCUGUUGGGAAUCGUCUUCUACGAUUCCGGGAAAGAUGCUUCCUCCGUUAUGACCAACACUGCUGGAAUAUUUUUCUUCAACAUUUUCAUUUUUUACGGUAACUCAAUGCCAUGUACAAUCACCUUUCCCCUCGAAGCCAAAGCGUUCGUUCGAGAACAUCUCAACAACUGGUACUCUCUGGAGGCUUACUAUCUAGCCAAAAUUUUCGCCGACCUGCCGCUACAGUUCAUCUGUCCGACCCUGUUUGUGUUGAUAGCCUACUUCCUUACGGGCCAACCGAUGGAACCGUUCCGGUUCGGCAUGUUCUGGAUCAUGUGUUUGCUGUUGGGUGCUUUCGCCCAAACCGUCGGUCUCCUGUCGGGAGCUGCCUUCGACGUUCAGAUGGCAACGUUUUUCGUGCCAUGUCUCAGCAUUCCAGCGAUGCUCUUCUCCGGUUUCUUUGUGAAAUCCUACGAAAUGCCGGAGUUCCUACAACCACUGGCGUACACUUCGUACUUCCGAUACAGCAUGCAGGGCUCGCUGCAGGGCAUCUACGGCUACAACCGUACGGACUUUCCCUGUUCGCAGAUAAUGUGCUACUACAACCGACCAGGAAAGUUUCUCAAAUUCAUGGACACUCCGGAGGAAGGAAUUGAACUAAACAUAGCCGCCAUGCUGGGCUUCAUCGUGCUAUUCCAGGUGCUGUUGUACAUGUCACUGCGAAAGCGGUUGAAAAUUUUCCGGUAA